Messenger RNA from Bactrocera neohumeralis, 7591 nucleotides. RefSeq lists its product as uncharacterized. NCBI's taxonomy places the organism in Eukaryota, Metazoa, Arthropoda, Insecta, Diptera, Tephritidae. Gene Ontology annotation, molecular function: protein binding. The record is from RefSeq and is a predicted model, not a curated record.
AUGGCAGUGCUGCCGUCUUCAUUUGCAAUACAAAUUUGUGUUCGUUCGUCGACGCGUCUACGUCUUCAUACGCUUUUAAGAUUAAUGCAAAACAAACGAGCCAGCAAUGAAAGUGGACCAAUAAAUUAUGAAUUUGCAUUGAAAAAAGUGUGAAAUUAAAGUUUAUUCGCUGUAAAAAUUAAUUUUUGUACAAGUUUUGAAAGUUAUAUGUAGGCAUAUUCAGCAAAGCUUUUUAUGACAAAACCAACAACAAAUCAUAACAGUAAUUCGCAAUAAAAGGCGUUAAUAACAUAACCGCAAAAUGCAGGUGAGCUGCGUUCGAAAACGGUGGCAAUCUGGUAGCAAAAUAUCAAUUAUACAACAACAACACGCAAUUAAAUUACAACAAUAAUAAUCUGACGCAUAUUGUAUGAAUGGAGGCGCAGCAAGUGCAAAAACUACAAAAUAAACUUUAAAUCACCAAAUUGAAUGAAAUUAAAAAAAGUAACAACAACAACAACAGUAGCUGCAAACGAGACGUCAAAAAUUGGCAGGCGACAGGCACUGAGACAGUUAGAGCAGCAGCAGGAGCAAGCGCCGAGCGACGGUGGCGACAGCAACGAUGACAGCGACCAUGGCGGCCAAAGAUACAAAUCAAUUGACGCGGACCAACGCCAACAUCACCGGUACCAGCACCACCAGACACCACCCAAUAAGGCGGCAGCCAUUUUACCCGCAGCCAUCAGCACUGGUGAAUACAAUAACGGCAACAACAACAGCAGUGCAAACAACGAUGGGCCGAGCGAUAAAUAUUGGUUUUGCUGGCUACACACAAGCGCACCCAGAGAUCCAGCAUGCGGGCGAUGGUGGAAUAAUGCAUGAAAGGACGCAACAACGUAAUGAAGUGUCCGUGCCGACCCGAGUCGCCGCAUGUGUCGAUAUCGGCGUUGUUGAUGACGAUGAGGCCAUUGUCGAUAGCAACGGCAAUGCGUAUACACGCAGAGAUAGUGUCGCCGCCACGGCUGCUGCAGCUGCCGCCGCUGUUGGCGAUGUUAAUUUUCCCGUUGACACGCGCACAGGUGUGACGACGGGCGGCAUCAUGCUGGACGCUGUGGACGUUGAUGUUGACGAUGAUGAUGAGAGCGACUCGUUCGGUUCGAUGGAGACGUUGUCGGACAAUGUGGCUGUUUGGGUGGAUGGCGAGAAGCACUGGGUGGCGGGUGUGGAUGCGAGUACGACGUGUGCGGAUUUGAUUGGCGCGUUGCUCAAUUAUCAAAACGCACAGCAAUUGCAGGAAAAACACUACCAGCAGCAACAGCAGCCACAACAGCAUAUGUUUAGUGUCAACAGCGGCAAGAGCAAUAAUAAUAACAACAGCAACAGCAGCAGCGCGGCAAAACCAGCCAUCAAUCAAUCAACGUUAAUAAAAACAUCAACGCAUACCAAAGAAAAUUGCGGUCCAUCGCUCGCUGCGAGCGGUGAAUUGACUAUUGGCGGUUGCCUUCCCAUGGCAGCUGCUGUGUCGAUGGCGCUAACUGUGCCGGCGACUAGUAGUGGCGCACCUCUGUGUGGCAACCGGCUAACGAACGCCACUGAGUACGUCAUUGUCAAGCAGCAUCGCCACUGUGAGGAGUACUUGGAUGGCAAUGCGAAGGUAUUCGAUGUGAUGCCAGUGCAGGAUGGCCCCUCAAGGAAGGAGUGCGAAUUGCUCUUGCGUCGCCUCACUGCCGCCAACAGCAACGGCAACGGCAACAACAACUGCAAUGGCAACAGCAAUAAUGGGACUUUCACGGCAUUACCUAAUGCGCUGCACCGCGCCAGCUCACCGUCGCUCAAUCUGAACACACAGGUCUCCUCGUUGCUCUCCACGGACAAGGACAGCGGCAUGGGCAGUCCGGUGGGGAGUUCGCGCAGCGCACGGUUACGUCGCCGCAAGUACAAAUCAGCCGCUACGGUCAGUUGGUUGGCACAGGCGAAUACGUUGCAUCCGCGCGUCUCGCAACGAGCUGUAGCCGCUUUCAGCGGACUCGGCAACGCGCUGACCAACGCACAGGCGAGUAAAGGUGGUGGCAAGCACAUCGCCGUCAUCGACUGUGGCAUGGGCGAGGAGGAUGAUGUGGCCGCGGAUGCGCUGGAUGGCUUAGGAGUAGGCGUCGAUGGAGGUGAAGGGGGCGUAAGUGCAAAUGAGCGGCUACUGAAAAUUAUUCUGGCGCAGGACGAAACAAUUCAUCGACAGUUGGCCCUUUUAAGAGAAAAGGAGCGACAAAUUUCGAAAAUUGAGGAGGAGAAGCAUCGCGUCCGCGAGCGUGAAUUGGGUAAAAAUUACCUACUCGAAACGUACCUGAAUGGCCUGGAUGAGGCGCACGCUGAGCCCGAUUUGGAGGCGUGCACCGAUGUGGCAUUGGCCGAUAGUCCGCUUAAUGAAUUCAAUGAUGUUCGCGUUGCUGAUACCAGCCUCGUUCAUUACGGUGAUGGCGUUGCUGUUGGCGCCGCAGAUGGUGUUGGCCGUGAUGAUGAUGCUAACGUGGAGAUAUAUAUUGACGAAUCGUAUCAGCGGACGUCGAGGACAAUUGGCGUAACAACAACAACGGCAACGAACAAGGAUACUGUAUCCAAAGAAAGAGAUUUCCAUUCGAAUGCACGACACUCGAAGAAAUUAAAGGGCGACUUUAGUGGAGAUGGUGGAGGAGGGGGUGCGGCGACAGGCGUGAAGAUUGAAACAAAUAAGCAAGCUAUUGCCAAUUGUGAAGAGAACGAGACGGACGUGGAAGCACAACUGGUGUGGCUGGAAAAGAUCUACGCGCUCAACAAGCAGCUGCAGCGCGAGGAGGAGAUGCUGCUGAAGUUGCACGCGAAAAUACGAAAACAUCAAGUGAAACGUGCCUACCAAACCAAACGUGAAGUGUUGCAACAAAUUGAGAAAUUGGAUGCGGAGUUGACGUUGCAAUGUUGUGACAUACGCGCCGUCGAGAGCAAAUUGCACGCGUCCAACGAGCAACUGAAACAGAAGCUGGGCGUAUUGGAGCGGCUGAGUCAGGAGUUUCUGCAGACGAUGGAGACGCCGACGGCGGAGGAUGGGCUGCACGCAGAUGCGGCUGACGUGACGGUGGCGGUUGUUAGUCAGAUGCCUGCUAAUCGAAUGCCAGAUGUAAUUAACAAUGACGGCCACAAUCUUGCAACAAUGUUGCCUGCCACGGAGGUGGCAAGACCGAGGGAGCUGCGAGUGGCUGAUGUGUCGUUGCAUGCGAAACAGACGACAGAACAGCUGGCGGCGCAAGAAGCUGUGUGGCACUUACAAGAUGAAAAUAUGGACUUGCCACAGACAAUGCACGCAACCGCCGCUCAUGGUAAUAAAAUUAAGGAAUUGAGUGAGCUAACGCAAACAAAUACAACAGCAAUGACAACAACUCAAAUACAAUCAGCUGCAGAAAACCAAAUAGCAACAACAACAAAUGCGCCGAUAUUGAGGCAUGCAACGACGCUGGUAUCAAAACUGACAGCGACAAGUUGUACCCCAUCAUCGUCAACGUUGUCGUCAGCCACACAAACGGCAGCCGCAACGACAGCAACAACACCCUCAGAUACAACAACACACGCGCUGUCAACCGACAAGGCAGCCGUAUCUGCAUGCAACAUGCCAGCAAUGUCGCCGGCGGAUGAAACACAAACCACAGCACUACAUCUUCUUCAGCCGCAGCAUCUGCAGCAACAACAACACCAGCAACAGCAACCACGAGCGCAGCAAAAACAAUUACCAGCGGCGGCGGCUGAAGACGGCAAUAACUCACAACAAUGUGUCGCCGCUGAUGACUUGCUCGUCGAUGCACUGGCAGCCGUUGGCGGCGUGGCACUUCCGCAAAGCAAUUAUCCAAUUAGUUGCAUUAAUCAAGCGGCCAUACACGCCACCAGUGCGCUACCAACACAACCGAGUGUUGUUGCAGCUGCAAAUGUCAGCACGCCUGUGCAAGCGUUGCCAACAGGCGCAGCACUAUUGUCAGCCGCGUAUUUAACGUCUUCAGCAACGCACUCCGCGGGAAAUAUAACAAGCUGCCAACAACAACAGCAAGUGCAGUUGGUGGCGCAACCGCAAUUGUUGCCGCAAAGACAAUAUUUGAACUACAUGAAUGCUAGUUGCUUAAGCAACAACAACAACAGUAGCGAUAUCAGCAGCAACAACAGCAUCAAUACCAACAACAAGAACUUGUUACCGCCCUCACAUGCCGCCCACACGAAAACGCUGCAGAAACAAAUGUUCGGUCCGAAAUCUCUCAAUCAGCGGCAGCCAACUGCAGCGCCGUCGCCGCCUAAAACAAUACACACCUCAGCGGCUGCGUGGACCACACCUACCGCCCCCAUGACAACGCCCAUGCUUGUGGGAGCGCAUAACGGCUUCAGCAUGCCAUCAAUAUUAGCACCUCUCCGUCCGACGACGCCGACAGCACUUUCGGCUGCACCUGUGGUUCCUCCGGUUGUGGAUAUCACGCAGCUGGGCACACUGGUCUAAAGAUAACGAUGGGUUACUGUUACUCGGUUGUUUGCUGACCAGCAACCGCACAUUUGCGCAGCCAGUGGGCAAAGGAGCGCGCCUUGAGUGCUCAAUACAGCUGGUGUAGGUUACACGGUGACUAUAAAUUGUUGCACAGUGUUUUGGAUUUAGCUCAUCAACAGCUAAAUUGUAUAGAAGUAAAAUUUUUAAAAAGCGAUUCUAAUUUUUGAGUUUAUCUAAAGAUUUCGAGUUUCCAGUUUGUGAAAUGAGGCCAAGGAAAUUGAUAGCAAUUAAAGAAGUGUUCUCUGGUGGUAAAUUUAGUUGUCUGGAGAUAUUAUAUAGGAGCCAUUCUCGAACAAGGUGCCACGUGUACUUUGGUUCGUUGCCUUGUUGGCAAUACUUUCCAAUAGCCAAACUAUCCACAGUUGCCGUCAAAUUAUGUCCUUACUUAUAUGUUUUUAAAGACAUGGCGAUCAAUAGUACCCUCCAUAAUAUCAAGCGGCUAACUCUAGAUGAAGCCGCCUCACCCCAAGGCUCAACGCUAAAGUCUCCAUAUUGGAUAUUAUUACUGCAGUUAUAAUAUUCUUAAUUUCAAGCGCAUAAUUUGUUUUUCUCCAAACUCUAGAUCGGUCCUCACUUUCAAAACCAUCAUACUAUACUUGCUUCCGUCGGUAAAAAGCAGUAAUUAAAAUUAAAAGGCGUGUGUAGACUUUUUUCCUUGACUUUAAAUGACAAAAAUGGAGUAAGAAAUCGUUUAUAAAAGCCCAUUCGGUAUAAAGUUGAAAGCAUAUUACCUAUUUUAUCGAAAAUAUUAAGAAUUAUUAUUAUUAUUAUUAUUAUUAUCCAUUAGCAAUUAUCAAUCAAUCAUUGAUCUCAAAUCUUACGUUCUAGUAGUUAGAACAGUUCAAAUGAAAGAUUCUCGGCUUACCAUAGUAAAACACAUUUCCUUGGUAAAAUUUAUUUUGGUUUUCAUUCAACAUAAUCCCUUCAAGGGGUACGAGUUUGCUUCAAAAUAGGCCUCAGUUUCGGCAAUCACCGCUUCAUUCGACAAGAAUUUCUUCCCAGUGAGCCUUCUUUUGAGAUGUUAGAGUAGGAAAUAAUCAAUAUGGAGAAUACGGCUCAUGCGGAAGCUAUACGAAGCUCAAUUUAUGCAUUUUUUUUUUAUCGUUUUCAUUGACUUGUGAUAUUGACUUGGUGAAACAGAACUAUCUUUUUCUUCAAAUGCGGUCGUUUUUAAACGAUUUUGUCCUUCAAACAGUCCAAUACCGCUUUGUAAUAGGUUAAUAAAAAAUUAUUCGGUGUACAUCCCAAAAUAAAGACGCCAUAACCUUACCUUGCGUUUUUCCACAUUUUGGAGUGGUUUCAUCGUGUGCAGUUCACUCGGAUGAUUGUCGAUUGCACUUCGGAGUCAAAUGAUGGAACCAUGUGUCAUCCACUGUCACACAUCGACACAAAAACUCAGACUUAUUAUGCUUAAACAUCUCCAAGCAUUGCUUCGAAUCAUGAACUCGUCGUUGUUUUUGGUCAAAACUGAGCUCGCUUAGAAGCCAUUCUGCACAGAGCUUUCUCAUACCCAAAUAUUCGUGAAUGAUAUCAUUCACUAGUUCUGUUGAUAUCUUUAGAGUGCCUGCUAUAUCAAACAACUUCACUUUUCUGUCAUCUAUAAUUAUUCUCUGGACUUUUUUGAUAUUAUCGUCUGUAACAAUCUCUUUUGGGCGUCCACUGCGUUCACUGUUUUUGGUGCUCAUUUCACCACGUCUAAACUUAGUAUACCAAUCCUUGAUAGUUGAUUUUCCUGGGAUAGUGCCCGGAAAGUCGUAAUCAAGUCAAGGUUUUGCUUCAGCAAUAUUAUUUCCCUUCAAAAAGCAACAUUUUAUCAACUCGCGAAACUCCUUUUUAUCCUUUUCUUCACAUUAACAAAAGUUGCUUCACUGAAAAUGAUAUAACUCACAAACACGCACUUUUUGAAAGUUAGGGCUAACUAAAAAUCUUAUGAAUUCUAGUAGCGCCAUCUAUGUGUCAAACCGGGAACUUUUCAAUUUACCUGUUUCAAACAAGCCAAUGGAGAAGUUCGGGAAAUACUCCUGCCUAUACUUUUAUUUAGCAAUUAUUUUAUUUGCUUUUAUAUUUUUAUUGCCUGUAGGAAAUAAUAGAUGGCAUAAAGAAUGAAAAAUGUGCGCUUCUAAGACACUGUGCAACACCGUUUAUUGUCACACGCUGUUUUCGUAUCUUCCUGGCUGCGCCCGCGGCAAUGCCAGCGCUGUGGAACCACUUAUCAUUAAACGUUGGGAAUUUGCGGUGACGCUUAAGCGGCAUUACAAUGCAUAGAUAUAUUUUUAGAUAUUAGUGGUUAUACAUACAUGCACUUGUACAUAUUUUUAUUAGGACUUGGCCACCAGGCGUGCCUUCGUGUCUUUUGAUGCUCGAUUGUUAGCAAUUCUCCUUAUUUUCCACACAUUUUUCUCAACUCUACAAAGUGACCUUACUUACGUGUCGUUUAUGGCUCAUUUUCAUUUACAUACACAUAUGUAUACAUAUAUAUAGCAGUUUCAUAAGUAUAUUUAAGUAAGUUUGUGCGGCCAUUUGUGUAUUUGCAAUGGCGAUUUUUUCACAAAGAAUAUAAAAUAAAAUGUGGUGUUUGUAGUUGUGUGCGUAUUUAUACAACGAUUAUGUACAUAUGUAAGCAAACGUAUUAUUAUGUAAUCUUAUUUAUGAGUUCUAUUAAAUCAAUGUAAGUAUAUACACACAUUUUUUCGCUCGAUGUAAAUGUAAUGCUAUACACACCCAUAUUCGUUUCCAUGAGAGCUUUGCGUGGGUUUGCAAAAAUACACGCGCACGUGUACAUAUGUGUUGGUGGGUGUGUGUGUGUGAAGCCCUCAGCAGCGUGUUUUUGCGCGCUUUUCUAUUUUUUUAGUGAAUAUUUGUGGUUAUUAUGCGCAACAGCCGAAAAAAUGGCAAAGUAAUAUUAUUUAAUGAAUUUAAAUGCCGCCACACGCACACAAAAGACACAUAGCAACACACUCGCACACACACCCACACAAUAUUUGUAUGAUUAAAUUUUGCCUUUGAAUAUGUACCAAAUUGUUGUUAAUUAACCAAAUAAAGUUGAUUAUACAUAUGUGCGUA